CGGUUUCUUUUUCAAUCGCUGGGAGCCUAGUGCACGCUGCGCGUGGUGACCAGAAAUCGUCUUUAUAAGUUUUCGCGAGCAGAGAAACUGUUGUGAAAUUAUUCAGAAUGCCCAAAGCUGGAAAGAAAGCAGCACAAGCUCAGAAAAAUGAGAAGCCAACCAAGGCAAACGAGAAAAAGAAGGAGGAACCUGCGGUAGAAGAGAAGACGGAAGCUGUUGUAGAAAAGAAAGAUGCUCCUGUCGAAAAGAAAGAAGGUCCUGUCGAAAAGAAGAAGGAGGUUGUUGUUGAAGAUGCUUCCGACUCUGGCACCGACACCGGCAGUGAGGACACCGGUGCUGAAGACGAUAAGACCGCCGAGGGAACCGAAGACGCUACUGGGGUUGCCAAGCAGUCCCGCUAUGAGAAGAAGGCACGCAAACUCAUGUCGAAGCUCGGUCUCAAGCAAAUCGUGGGCGUCCGCCGCGUGAGCAUCCGCAAAUCCAAAAACAUUCAGUUCGUUAUCGCGAAACCCGACGUAUACAAGAGCCCGAACUCCGACACCUACAUCGUCUUCGGUGAAGCCAAGAUCGAAGAUCUGAGCCAGCAAGCACAGAUGGCUGCCGCUGAGAAAUUCAAGGCUGCUACCGCGGCUGCCGAAGGCUCGUUCCUCGCCGGUGCAGGAAAGACCUUACCGACCAUGGCCGAAGAGGAUGAAGACGAUGAGGACUUCGCCACCGCUGGACUCAGCGAAAACGACAUCGACAUCGUCGCCGAUCAAGCAACAGUAUCGAGGGCGAAAGCAGCCAAAGCGCUCCGAAAGCACAAGGGUGACAUGGUUAAUGCCAUUAUGGAACUCACACUAUAAGUUUAAUAAAAGUGCUUCACUUUGCUA
Messenger RNA from Galendromus occidentalis (western predatory mite), 872 nucleotides. RefSeq names its product nascent polypeptide associated complex protein alpha subunit (gene Nacalpha). The coding region runs from base 108 to 845 and encodes 245 amino acids. The record is from RefSeq and is a predicted model, not a curated record. Gene Ontology annotation, cellular component: nascent polypeptide-associated complex. The transcript is spliced from 2 exons. NCBI's taxonomy places the organism in Eukaryota, Metazoa, Arthropoda, Arachnida, Mesostigmata, Phytoseiidae.